GUAGCCGGUAGCCCCAGUUUUUUACCCUCAAGUGGGACCCUCGGAAUUUUCCGAGCCCGUGAUUCUAUCUUCCCGUAGCCUUAUCCAAAAGGCACAGCUGACUCUAUAGAACUGCCAUGGCCUCUCCAUCCUUCCGUCCAGCCAAAGCACCAGAUUUAGCCCAGCUCUCCGGAGCUCCUCUCAUGGCGGACACCCCAGGGAAGGUGUUCAAAACUCUAGAGAGAAGAAUAGCAACCCUCACCAGCCAGCUCAGCCCUCCCCCUUCCUGCCCCCCUCUGAUAAGUCCCUCUAUAGCUUCAGCGGAUGAUAGCUACCAUCGCAUCCAUGGGGAAGUCCCAAUGAAGGAGGCCUCCUGGGGAGCAGUGUGCGAUGAAACAGGGAAGGAAUUUACCGACAUUAUCUACGAGAAAGCCGUCGGAGAGGGGAUCGCCAAGAUCACAAUUAAUCGUCCAGAGAGAAGGAAUGCUUUUAGGCCGCAUACUAUUAAAGAGCUUAUUCGUGCAUUCAAUGAUGCUAGGGAUGAUAGCGCUGUGGGAGUCAUCAUUUUAACAGGGAAGGGAACCAAGGCCUUUUGUAGUGGUGGUGACCAGGCACUAAGAAGCUCUGAUGGAUAUGCUGAUUUUGAAAGUUUUGGUCGUCUUAAUGUUUUGGAUCUCCAGGUCCAAAUUCGUCGUCUCCCUAAACCAGUUAUUGCUAUGGUAGCGGGUUAUGCUGUUGGUGGUGGACAUGUAUUACACAUGGUUUGUGAUCUAACAAUUGCAGCUGAUAAUGCAGUUUUUGGACAGACUGGUGCAAAGGUGGGAAGUUUCGAUGCAGGCUAUGGGUCUUCCAUCAUGUCCCGCUUGGUUGGGCCCAAGAAAGCACGUGAGAUGUGGUUCCUUUCACGAUUCUACAAUGCUUAUGAAGCAGAGAAAAUGGGACUUGUGAAUGUUGUGGUUCCACUUGAGAAAUUAGAAAUGGAAACCCUGAACUGGUGCCGGGAAAUCUUAAGGAACAGCCCAACAGCAAUUCGGGUGCUGAAAUCCGCUCUUAAUGCAGUAGAUGAUGGCCAUGCUGGUCUCCAGGAGCUGGGUGGCAGCGCAACACUCAUUUUUUAUGGCACGGAAGAGGCAAAUGAAGGAAAGACAGCUUACAUGCAGCGACGGCGCCCAGACUUCUCAAAGUUUCCUAGGAGACCUUAAUGCAACUCCAUAUCAUGCAUUAUUUUUCGAUGUAUCAAUAUUGUCUUCCAUUGUCAAUAAUAAUAUGCUUCUGAAAAUUGUAAUUGAUGUUGAAUUGACUAUAAUUCGAUCACUUUGAGCUCUUCAUGAUCAUCCAUUGUAAAAUAAAUCUCAUCUCUCACAAGAGCAACAAUGAAGAGUAUUGCUGUCUCAGAGCCUAUAUGAACAAUUCAUACA
Phoenix dactylifera (date palm) is the source of this 1397-nucleotide messenger RNA. RefSeq names its product 1,4-dihydroxy-2-naphthoyl-CoA synthase, peroxisomal-like. Gene Ontology annotation, molecular function: 1,4-dihydroxy-2-naphthoyl-CoA synthase activity. NCBI's taxonomy places the organism in Eukaryota, Viridiplantae, Streptophyta, Magnoliopsida, Arecales, Arecaceae. Gene Ontology annotation, cellular component: cytosol. Gene Ontology annotation, biological process: menaquinone biosynthetic process. The record is from RefSeq and is a predicted model, not a curated record.